Messenger RNA from Juglans regia (Persian walnut), 3731 nucleotides. RefSeq names its product kinesin-like protein KIN-7D, mitochondrial. The record is from RefSeq and is a predicted model, not a curated record. The transcript is spliced from 25 exons. Gene Ontology annotation, molecular function: microtubule binding; ATP binding; microtubule motor activity. Gene Ontology annotation, biological process: microtubule-based movement. The coding region runs from base 297 to 3539 and encodes 1080 amino acids. Lineage: Eukaryota; Viridiplantae; Streptophyta; Magnoliopsida; Fagales; Juglandaceae.
AUCUCUCUCUCUGCAACUCUCUUGUCUUAAAGAAGACGAAACUCCCCUCUCUCUCUCUCUCUCUCUCUCUCUGGUUCUGUGUGCCACACACAGACAGUGAGAAAUAGCUAAAGUGUCAAACUUAAAAGAAAGAAAAAAAAAAAAACAAUGCUGUUUGCUUUUGAUUCCCAAAGCAUGUGAGCGCUCUGACACACUCUACCUAUGCUCUUCCUCUUCUUCUUCUUCUUCUUCACUGCUUCCGCUUCUUUUGCUUUUGUGUUUCUUUGUUCGAGUCACCGGCUUAGUGAUUAAACUCUAUGGCCUCGUCCUCCCGAGCACGGAGCCGGUCGCCAUUCUCGCACCGCAAGCCCUCGACACCGUACUCGUCCUCCUCGUCCUCGCUCGUACCUCGCUCGUGCUCUUCCUCUGCGGCUUCGUUUUACAAUUCGGGCAGUGGGCUGGGCUCCCGAUCCAUGACCCCGAGUCGCAGCCGCUCAGAUUCAAUGUAUUACGGGUCGCAUGCCUACAAUAAUCACUCUCCGGUUGGGUUCGCUUCGGACGAGUUAAUUGCAGAGCCGGUCGAUUCGCCGAGCUCUGGAGAUAGCAUUUCGGUGACGAUUCGGUUCAGGCCAUUGAGUGAGAGGGAGUACCAGAGAGGGGAUGAGAUCGCGUGGUACGCGGACGGGGAUAAACUUGUGAGGAACGAGUAUAAUCCAGCUACAGCUUAUGCAUUUGAUAGGGUUUUUGGACCGCAUACGGUUUCACAAGAAGUAUAUGAAGUAGCGGCUAAGCCUGUUGUCAAGGCUGCAAUGGAAGGUGUUAAUGGAACUGUUUUUGCCUAUGGCGUUACAAGUAGUGGGAAGACGCACACAAUGCAUGGAGAUCACAAUUCUCCAGGUAUUAUACCACUGGCAAUAAAGGAUGUUUUCAGCAUUAUCCAAGAUACUCCAGGAAGAGAGUUCUUACUUCGUGUGUCAUAUCUUGAAAUCUAUAAUGAGGUGAUAAACGACUUGCUUGAUCCAACGGGUCAGAAUUUGCGCGUUAGAGAAGAUGCCCAGGGAACCUAUGUUGAGGGUAUAAAGGAAGAAGUUGUUUUAUCUCCUGGGCAUGCACUUUCUUUUAUUGCUGCUGGGGAAGAGCACCGUCAUGUUGGAUCAAAUAAUUUCAAUCUGUUGAGUAGCCGAAGCCACACAAUAUUUACACUGAUGAUUGAAAGUAGUGACCAUGGUGAUGAAUACGAUGGAGUGAUCUUUUCUCAACUUAAUUUGAUUGAUCUAGCUGGAUCUGAGAGCUCGAAAACUGAAACAACUGGACUGCGGAGAAAGGAAGGAUCUUACAUAAACAAAAGCCUUCUAACUCUUGGAACGGUAAUUGGAAAACUUAGUGAGGGGAAGGCAUCUCAUGUUCCUUACAGAGAUUCUAAGCUUACUCGCCUUUUGCAAUCUUCAUUGAGCGGGCACGGACAUGUUUCGCUUAUAUGUACAGUUACUCCUGCAUCAAGCAACAUGGAGGAAACUCAUAAUACAUUGAAGUUUGCAAGCAGGGCGAAGCGAGUGGAAAUCUUUGCCUCACGUAAUAAGAUUAUUGAUGAAAAAUCUUUGAUUAAGAAGUAUCAAAGAGAAAUUUCAAUCCUCAAGCAAGAACUUGAUCAGCUAAAAAGGGGGAUGCUUGUCGGGAUCAAUCAUGAGGAGAUUAUGACCUUAAAACAGAAGUUGGAAGAAGGUCAAGUGAAAAUGCAAUCGAGAUUGGAGGAAGAAGAGGAAGCCAAGGCUGCUCUUAUGAGUAGAAUUCAGAGACUAACGAAGCUCAUACUUGUCUCUUCAAAGAAUACAAUUCCUGGAUAUUUAGGAGAUAUUCCCAGUCAUCAAAGGAGUUACUCUGUUGGUGAGGAUGAUAAAUUCGAUGUGUUGCGAGAGGGUCCUUUGCUUUUAGAAGGUGAGAAUCAGAAAGAUUCUAUAUCAUCUGCCUCAGCCGCUCCAGCAGAUGCUUCUUUUGAUUUUAAACACAGAAGAUCUUCCAGCAAGUGGAGUGAAGAACUGUCACCUUCUGGCAGUGCAAUUACUGAAUCAAGUCAAGCUGGUGAACUUAUAAGUGGUUCAAAAUUGGUAACAGGUGGGAUGACUAUGUCAGAUCAGAUGGACCUUCUUGUUGAGCAAGUUAAGAUGCUUGCUGGAGAAAUUGCAUUUGGCACCAGCACCCUUAAGCGCUUGGUAGAACAGUCUGUAAAUGACCCUGAUAGCUCAAAAACUCAGAUUCAAAACUUGGAACGUGAGAUCCAAGAAAAGAGGAGGCAAAUGAGGCUCUUAGAGCAGCGUAUUAUUGAGAGUGGUGAAGCUUCAAUUGCUAAUGCAUCAUUGGUUGAAAUGCAGCAGACUGUUAUGAGAUUGAUGACCCAGUGUAAUGAGAAAGGCUUUGAAUUGGAGAUAAAAUCAGCAGACAACCGUAUCCUCCAGGAACAGCUGCAGAAUAAGUCUUCGGAGAACAAGGAAUUGCAAGAAAAAGUGAAUAUUCUUGAGCAGCGUUUGGUCUCAUUCACAAGUGGUAAAUCAUCAAUGUCUUCAGAACAGUGUGUAUCUGAUGUAUAUAUUGAUGAGCUGAGAAAGAAAAUUCAGUCUCAGGAAAGUGAGAAUGAGAAACUUAAGCUGGAACAAGUUCAGCUUUCGGAGGAGAACAGUGGUUUACGUGUUCAGAACCAGAAAUUGGCUGAGGAAGCUUCUUAUGCCAAAGAAUUGGCCUCUGCUGCUGCUGUAGAGCUGAAGAAUUUGGCUGGUGAAGUGACAAAGCUUUCAUUGCAGAAUGCAAAACUUGAAAAAGAGUUGUUGGCUGCCCGAGAGUUGGUCCAUUCUAGAAGUGCUGCUAUGCAAACUGUGAAUGGUGUCAACCGCAAGUUCAAUGAUGGAACAAGAACUGGAAGGAAAGGGAGGCUAGCUGGCCGUGCUAAUGAAAUUUCUGGAGUGGUCUGUGAUGACUUUGAGUCAUGGAAUCUUGAUCAUGAUGAUCUAAAGAUGGAACUGCAGGCAAGGAAACAAAGGGAGGCAGUGCUUGAGGCUGCCUUAGCUGAAAAGGAAUUCAUUGAAGAUGAGUGUCGGAAAAAGAUUGAAGUGGCAAAGAAAAGGGAGGAGGCUUUAGAAAAUGAUUUAGCAAACAUGUGGGUGCUUGUUGCUAAGUUGAAGAAAGAGGGUGGAGUUAUUCCUGAGAGGAAUGGUGAGGGAACGGAAUAUCUUAGUGAUGUAAAACCAAAUGAAAUUGAAAGUAAUCCUGUUCCUGAUGAUAGAGGAGCAUUGGGUGUUUCAAAUCCAGCUGAUGAAAUUCCCAAGGAAGAACCUCUAGUUGUUCGCCUAAAGGCGCGAAUGCAAGAGAUCAAGGAAAAGGAGCUCAAGUACCUUGGAAAUGGCGAUGCCAAUUCCCACAUGUGUAAAGUAUGUUUUGAAUCACCAACUGCUGCAAUUCUUCUCCCCUGUCGGCACUUUUGUUUGUGUAAAUCUUGUUCGCUAGCCUGUUCCGAGUGUCCACUUUGUCGCACAAAAAUUUCAGAUAGGCUUUUUGCAUUUACUUCUUGACAUUGCUUUUCCAACCCACCAAACGAAGGGAUAAGUGAUUGUUGUUCUUGGAAUCUGUCCCCACAAAAGGGCAUAGAUUUUCCUUCCAUGCCAUAGACGUCAUAAAUGACUUCUAUCACAAUAGGUUCUUAAAAUAGCAAACCGGUUUUUUUAACAUUUGUUUGUUUCGGUCACGCUAUAUUCUAUUGUUUU